Rhinolophus ferrumequinum (greater horseshoe bat) is the source of this 1994-nucleotide messenger RNA. It is a transcript of the gene METTL25, whose product is annotated as methyltransferase like 25. NCBI's taxonomy places the organism in Eukaryota, Metazoa, Chordata, Mammalia, Chiroptera, Rhinolophidae. The transcript has 12 exons. Bases 37 to 1848 code for a protein of 603 amino acids. The record is from RefSeq and is a predicted model, not a curated record.
CGUUUGCGCCACCUACAGCGCGGGAGGGUGAGCGUCAUGGCGGCUUCUUGCCCGCUCCCAGUGACCCAGGACCUGUCCACGUUACGUGCCAAGUUGCAGGGGCUUCUGCGAUUCCUGCGCGAAGCCCUGUCCAUUUCCAAUGCACACACGGUGGACUUCUACACGGAGUCCGUGUGGGAGCAACUAAUCGACUUGCCUCCGGAGACAGUACUGGCAGUGCUAAAGAAAUCGACGGAGGAGGCGGAGGCCCGGCCCUCGGAGGCGCGCCCCCUGGUGGAAGCCGAGAGAGCAUCAGGUAUUACUGAUUUUCCCAAAAUAUUUUGUGAAACUUCCCAGAAGCUGUUGAGUGUGGAAGCCUUUGCUCUAGCUGCAAAAUAUUAUUCAUUACAGAACUUGGGAGUAUGUACUCCUUUGGAACAGUUGCUUGUAGCCCUGAGAGGAAAUCAAACCCAGAAAACUGGUGAAAAUGUGAAGCCAGAUGAAUUUAUGAAUUUGAAAAAAUCUCAUGAAGUUCAGGCAAUGUCAGAGCUGAUCAGUAGUAUUGCUGAUUACUAUGGAAUAAAACAGGUAAUUGACCUGGGUUCUGGAAAAGGCUACCUAAGCUCCUUUUUGUCCUUGAAGUAUGGCUUAAAAGUUUAUGGAAUCGAUUCCUCUAAUACCAAUACACAUGGAGCUCAGGAGAGAAACAGGAAAUUGAAGAAACAUUGGAAAAUAUGUCAUACUCAGUCAAAAUCAGAUGUCAAUGGACUGGCAUUAAAAAUGGCCAAAGGAAAGAAAAUGCAAGGUGAAAUUCCAUAUAAAGCAAAUACUGAGGAAGUAUGUAACAACAGUCCUACAAGUCAAGAAAUGAUGUCUACCUCAGAGUUUUUGCCUGAUUUUUCAGUCUCUGUAAUUUCUAACAUCAGAAAACAAAUGGAAAACCUACAUGUCUGUUCACAUCGAGAAGAAAAUUUGUGUUUUGCAAAUGCCUUUUCUCUUAUAGACCUUUUGCCUAUUGAUGCCAUAGAACCUACUUCUUCCUCUCGAAUGCCGAAGAGAAAAAUGUUGGAAGCAAAUAAAGAGAGAAGAAAAACAACAUCAAAGUCAACUGAAUCGAAUAUAUAUUCACCUUUAACAUCUUUCGUCACUGCUGAUUCAGAAUUACAUGAUAUUAUUAAAGAUCUGGAGGAUUGUUUGAUGGUAGGUCUACAUACUUGCGGUGAUCUUGCUCCAAAUACUCUCCGAAUAUUUACUUCCAAGUCUGAAAUCAAGGGAGUUUGCAGUGUGGGUUGUUGCUACCACCUCUUAUCUGAAGAGUUUGAAGACCCACAUAAAGAAUGUACUCAAGAAAAGUGGGGAUUUCCAAUGUGCCACUAUUUAAAGGAAGAGAGAUGGUGUUGUGGUCGCAAUGCCAGAAUGUCAGCAUGUUUGGCAUUGGAGCGGGUUGCAGUUGGCCGAGGGCUGCCUACUGAAUCACUCUUCUAUCGUGCCGUCCUUCAGGAUAUUAUUAAAGAUUGUUAUGGCAUCACCAAAUGUGAUCGGCACGUUGGUAAAAUUUAUUCCAAAUCCUCUUCUUUUUUGGAUUAUGUCAGAAAGUCACUAAGGAAGCUUGGAUUAGAUGAGUCCAAGCUGCCAGAAAAACUUAUAAUGGACUACUAUGAGAAGUAUAAGCCUAGAAUGAAUGAGCUGGAAGCUUUUAAUAUGUUGAAAGUUGUUCUGGCUCCUUGUAUAGAGACAUUGAUUCUUCUGGAUCGACUUUGCUACCUAAAAGAGCAGGAAGAUAUUGCAUGGUCUGCACUUGUGAAGUUGUUUGAUCCUGUGAAAUCUCCCAGAUGUUAUGCUGUUAUUGCUCUGAAGCAGCAGCAGUGAUUUCAGUUGAAGCAAGGUAUUAGAUGUAUCUGUGGAAACUUUUGCUAAUUUUGCUUUUCAAAACAUCUAUGGGAUGUUACAUACAGAAAUAUUUUUAAAACAUUGCCUUAUAUUUUAAAUAAACAAUAAAAUAAUAGCUAACAACA